CUACCGGGUUUGUUGUGCACGCUGCGCACUUGUGUUAAACAGAAGGACAGGGCUUUUAUUUUGCUGCCUUGUGCCACUCACUCUAUCAUAUAAGUUUUCUAUGGCAAAGAGACGCGCGGAAGAACCUUUACUGCUGGACUCUCCCAUUAAAAGAAGACAUCUUGCUCCACUCUGUUGUGUCGGCAUGCAGCCAGAGAGCAUGGCUUCAGCAGGGGGUGUGAGUUCCCCGUCCAUACUGACUCUGUUGGGCAGCCGAUGUCGAAAAAGGCCUCAUUAUUCCGAUAAUGAAGCAUCUGAUUUAUUUCCCAAGGUUUCGCUAUGGGACUCUGGAAAGUUUGCAUUGGAUGUGUCGCAGGAGCCACCUUCUGGAAGUUUCCAGGACGAGCGCGGGCCCUGCACACUUUCACGAAAUAAGAGACCCAGAGAGGACAGUUUUGGUUCGGACACAGUUAGACCUGCAGUAAAUGAUAAAACAGACAAGGACUCCUCUGAAGAUGACACUUAUAACUCUUUUCAGUACUGGAGGGUCCCCUUACCUGAACUUGACCUUUCACUGCUAGAACAUACUAGUGACCAGUCCCAAAUGAAAGACAAGUCCAAAGACAAUACCACGUCUGCAGAUGCAAUGGAGAGCUGAAGAUGAUGGACACUUUAAGGCUUUAUUUACCUGAGCAAAGCAUCAUGCUGUUUAGCAGUCUUUUGCGAUAUGAUCUAAGAUCUCACUGAUGCUUUUUGGAUCAGCUCUUGGCCUUUCUGAAGAUUCUAAGUUCAGCAGGCUUGUAAACGCCACGGGGGACGUUUCAUUCAAACAUGCUGCAAAUCUGCAUCAGAACCGGAGGAAACGUUGGUUGGGGAGACUUUUCUUCAACCUACCAGGUUUCAUCAAGAUGGGUGUCACAUACCGCUUUUAAUAACUGAUGAUUUCAAGUUGGUUCUUUAACCCACUGCAGUGUUACUUUGCAAAUGACUUUCCAGUAUUUUUCAGUUCCAAAUACAUGUCCAUUUUUGUUCAUUUCUUUUUGUCUUUUCUGGUAGAGUAUCUGCAGAUAGUCUUAAAGCCCAGCUGCUGCAUAAAUCUUUUUUUUGCACCUGGUAUUCUGGAAAGGCGAGAACUCUUAAGCCUUUAAAAAGUCUGGGAAGUUAAAGGUGAGACGAGAGGGAUUUAUUUCUUUAGCAUAUUUCAGUAGAAGGACAAUUCAAAGUAUUUUAGAAUAGAGUAAUGGCAGGGAAAUAAAACAUGAAUAAUUCACAAAUGUGAGCUAAAGUUCCCCCUACAGUGGUGAGGAUGCACUAUGUUUCACCCUUUUUCCUUUUCUUCUUUUACCCCUACCUAUUAAAAAGUCUGUGUACGCCAAUGUACUUGAUUAAUAUUUUAAUGAUUUGAAUGUUCUGAUGCUUUUAUAAUGUAACACACUUUGAAUUGCCUGCUGCUGAAAUGUGCUAUAUGAAUACAUUUUACUUACUAAAGAGUAACUAGAAAAGAGUUAGAAAGCUUUUAUUGUCCUUUCGUACACAUAGUGUGCAGAAAACAAAAUUUUGUUUUGUACAGCUAUCAUAUUUCCAUUCCUUAAAGUGCAGCAGUGAUCAAAUGUAUCUCUCUCAAAAGAGAGAUAAAAGCUAUGAAAUCAGUAGGAAAAAGAAUGAAAAACUAGAGUUUAGGCUGCCUAAAAAAAGAAAUAAACAUAUUUAGAACAGUCAAGGGCAACU
Molecule: messenger RNA, 1707 nt
Organism: Cyprinodon variegatus (sheepshead minnow)
Lineage: Eukaryota; Metazoa; Chordata; Actinopteri; Cyprinodontiformes; Cyprinodontidae
Exons: 2
Coding region: 101-637 (178 amino acids)
Source: RefSeq, a predicted model, not a curated record